Antechinus flavipes (yellow-footed antechinus) is the source of this 969-nucleotide messenger RNA. It is a transcript of the gene OAZ3, whose product is annotated as ornithine decarboxylase antizyme 3. Gene Ontology annotation, cellular component: nucleus; cytoplasm. NCBI's taxonomy places the organism in Eukaryota, Metazoa, Chordata, Mammalia, Dasyuromorphia, Dasyuridae. Gene Ontology annotation, biological process: positive regulation of protein catabolic process. The record is from RefSeq and is a predicted model, not a curated record. Gene Ontology annotation, molecular function: ornithine decarboxylase inhibitor activity.
AUGGCUUCGGAGAGAAGAGCGCCGGCGACGACAGGAAAGAAGGACCCCGGCCAGAAGGGCUCGCACGAGACGCGCCUGAUUCAGAACGUACUACGUCUGCGCAAACUGCCUUGUUAUAGGCUGUGCCCUCCUAUAUAUUCCCUUUCUUUAAUCAAGAAAGGGAAUAAACUAAACUCUUUGUUCCCAUUCUGCUCUCCCUUUGCCUGUCUGAAUUACUGUUACAAGUACCGGCUCACCGUUCAGGAGAAGAUGAUGCCUUGUAACCCUUGUCUCAGAAGCUACAUCGUAACUGAGAGGGAUAACCUGACACUCCGACCUCGGUGCUGCCUCCAGUGCUCCGAGUCCCUAGCAGGUCUCCAGGUGGGCAGAAGCACUGAUCAGGGAGACCACGAGCAGCUCAAAGAGCUGUACUCGGCUGGGAACCUGACGGUGCUAGCUAAUGAUUCCCUGCUCCACCAGGACCCAGUACAAUUAGAUUUCCACUUCCGCCUCACCCCUCAGGCUUCUGCCCACUGGCACGGCCUCCUCUGUGACCAUCGGCUCUUCCUGGACAUCCCCUACAGGGCACUGGACCAAGGCAAUCGGGAGAGUUUGACAGCGACACUGGAGUAUGUGGAGGAGAAAACAGAUGUGGACUCAGUGUUUGUGAACUUCCACAAUGCUAGGAAUGACCGAGGUGCCUUGCUUCGGGCCUUCAGCUACAUGGGCUUUGAGGUGGUUAGACCCGACCACCCUGCCCUCCCACCCUGGGACAAUGUCAUCUUCAUGGUAUACCCUCUUGAGAGGGAUUGUGGCCACUUAUCUAGUAAGCCUUCCUAAAUACAGCCAUGCUCCCACUCAAGUGGGGGAACUGGAGGUUAAAUAAUAUGGCUCAGGCCCCAGGCAUAGUGGGAUCCAGAGUCCUAGGUUUUUAGGAUGUGAUUCAGGGUACCUCCUCCCAACCCAGGAAUAAAGGGUAGUAGAAUCAUC